Messenger RNA from Salvelinus fontinalis (brook trout), 11745 nucleotides. RefSeq lists its product as uncharacterized. The record is from RefSeq and is a predicted model, not a curated record. Gene Ontology annotation, molecular function: metal ion binding; ubiquitin protein ligase activity. The transcript is spliced from 11 exons. Lineage: Eukaryota; Metazoa; Chordata; Actinopteri; Salmoniformes; Salmonidae. Bases 248 to 5746 code for a protein of 1832 amino acids. Gene Ontology annotation, biological process: protein polyubiquitination; protein monoubiquitination.
AGUAUCCCGACAUCCUCUUUGUUACCGAUUUGCGCUCUGCUUUCUGAUUAACAAUACCAAGUUUGUUAGCUCGCCGACAUCCUACCAUACAUUUGACAAUGUAUACCUUUCUUUAGGUCUGAAUUCGCCGUAAUGUCGUCAGAUAGCUAGCUGAUGAGCGACACUAACGGAUUCGAUGGUAACGUUAGGUGUUGUGAUGUUUUGACCGUGAACCGGAGAUCUCUGCAGGGAUUCGAGUUGUCAGAAGAUGGCCCCCACUAAGAUGAAACUGCGUGUCCGGCGGAGGGAGAGCGGAGGAGCCGGUCUGGAACAGGAAGAAACGUCGAAGGCCUCCUCUCAGUCGGUUUCGGCCGAGGCGUCUCCUGACUCUAAAUGCCCAAUCUGUCUGGACCGCUUCAACAACAUGUCUUAUCUGGACAGGUGCCUCCAUCGCUUCUGCUUCCGAUGCAUACAGGAGUGGAGCAACAACAAGGUGGAGUGCCCUCUGUGUAAGCAGCCGUUCUCCUCCAUCCUUCACUCGAUCAAGGCCCAGGACAACUUUAAAGAGUUCACUCUCAGACCACCGCCCGUUCCCGGAGAGAACGGGACCGCAAUGAUCGCAGCUGCCGAAGCAGCCGCCGUUGCCUUGGUGACCGCCAGGGUAGAGGGUAGUCACGGAGAACGAAGGAGGACGAGGAGAAGAGGAGGAGGAGGGGUGGGGCAGGGGAGAGGAGGGAGAGAGAGGAGACAGUCAGGACGACUGUGGAGAGGGAGGGGCCUCUCUUCUGCUCCUCCUCUCCCCCCUCUUCAUCCUCCUCUUCCACCCAGGCCCGAGGAUGGAGGGAUGAGAGGAGAGAUGGAUGGAGAGGACCCGGGGGUCAUCUUCGAUGGGCUGACAGGUGCGUCCGCCCCCCCACCUCACGAUCGAGGGGUGCAGCGUCUCAUGGUGCGUCUGGCUGCUAGGCGACGGUCCCAGAGAGAGGGGCGCUCCGUAAGACUGCUCCGACCACGGGAGAUGCUUUCUUUCCGCCGGGCGCUCUACCGCAGUGGCGUUCGUGUCAGGAACGCCCGCGGGGGCUGCGAGAGGCCCCGUGACAUCACUGCGGCGUUUUACCAGCGGAACCCGGUGGCGCUCCAUAGACUCCUCCCCUGGUUACAGCGGGAGCUGACGGUGCUGUACGGCGCCCAUGGCUCAUUGGUCAACAUCGUCCAACGCAUCAUCACCUCGCGAAUCGCACGUCACGACAUGGAGGGAGGGGGUGGGGCCAUCCAGGACGAACUCCGUCCCUUCCUGCUGGCGAGGACUGAUCACUUCCUUCACGAGCUUAUCAGUUUUGCGCGUUCCCCUCUCAGUAUGGAAGUGUAUGACCAGCUGUCCAUCUACGACCCUCCAGCGCCGUCCUACGAGGACAGGAUGACAUCAUCAUCUAGCGACACUGACGACUCUGUCAUCGCCAUCUCGGAUGAAGAGGAAGAGGAAGGAGGGUCGGAGGGAGAACGAGAGAGACGGCCGGUGUCGGUAGCAGGAAGUAGCGCUCUGAGCCAAUCUGCUUGGGACGAUGAAACACCAGGCCCCUCCUACUCUACAGCUGAGCCGUCCCAAUCCCCCAUGCCGCUGUCGAUCAGCCCGGGGGGGCGGGACUCUGGUCCAGCGGGGGCGAAUCAGAAUCCUGCUCAGGACAUGACAACGGCAGGAGAUGGAGAGAGGGUUGAGGAGGGAGGAGAGGAAGAGGAGGGAGGAGAGGAAGAGGAGGGGGAACAAUGUAUGAUAGUAGGGUUUGUAAAAGCCAUGGCUGAGAGAACUCCUGAACUGGUCCAACUCUCCUCUGACCCCUCAGACGAAGAGGGGGAGAAACAGGAGAAGACUGUUCAACAAACAGCGUUAACCCCUCUCUCUCUCAUUAUCCCUCCUUCCAUUCCAGUUCCCCCCAUCUCUCUGUUUAAAAACACCAGCACAGAGAGACAGGGAGGAGGGGGGGAGAGACAGGGAGGAGGGGGGGAGAGACAGGGAGGAGGGGGGGAGAUAGGAGUGGGAGUAAGACAUCUAGACAGAGAGAGCGAGCAGGUAGAAGAGAGACGCCUCUAUUGCCCUCUAGGGGAGAGAAGGGAGGACAGACAGCGAGAACGGUCGUGUUCAGGGUCGCGGUCUAGAAGCAGACAUCGGUCAGCGAGCGUGGGGUCACGGUCCGGUCGGUCCAGGAGUUCUGAACGGAGCUGGUCAGCACGGAGCCCCGUGUCUGUACGGAGCGAUGACAGCAGCCAGGAACGGCGCCGGAAGAGACUGGCGAGAGAGCGGGAGAAAAGGAGACAGGAGAAAGGAAGAAACUCCCACGACAAAGGCUCCUAUAGACAACACAGCAGAGAGCACAGUGGAGGAAGUGAGAGGAACAGAGGUAGAGAGAGAGAAAGGAUUCCGUAUGAACCAGCCAGGUCCCAAUAUUCUAACACAGGAAUAUUCUUUAGUCCGGAAAACUGCGUCCUAUCCCAUUCCCCGUCCUUAUCCCGGAGUAGCCAGCGAGGACCAGAAUCUCCUGGGGAACACCGACAUUCCCCACGCUCUGACAGCCUCUCUUCCUCCAGCUCCCUGUCCCAUCUCUCUGCAGACAGACGGCAUUCCCGACAUUCCCCACGCUCUGACAGCCUCUCUUCCUCCAGCUCCCUGUCCCAUCUCUCUACAGACAGACAGCAUUCCCGACAUUCCCCACGCUCCGACAAGCCGGGAGGAAAGAGGAAAUAUAAGACACGGCAUCUGGAAGACCCUUCCUGGGAGCCAUCCAGCUCUGCACGGAGAGAGAGGGGGCGAGGCGGGGAUCGAGAGAAGGGGCGAGGCGGGGAGCGAGAGAAGGGGCGAGGCGGGGAGCGAGAGAAGGGGCGAGGCGGGGAGCGAGAGAAGGGGCGAGGCGGGGAGCGAGAGAAGGGGCGAGGCGGGGGGCGAGAGAAAGGGCGAGGCGGAGAGCGAGAGAAGGGGCGAGGCGGAGAGCGAGAGAAGGGGAGAGGCGGUGAGCGAGAGAGGGGGAGAGGCGGGACAGAGGCCACCGCUAGCCCCCGGAAGAGCAGAGGCAGUCUGAAAGAGAGUGUGAAGAAGAGGAGACAUCCGUCCCGCAGCCCCAGUGUGAAGAAGAGGAGACGUCAGUCCCGCAGUCCCAGUGUUGAAAUCAUCUAUGAAGGGAUGACUGUGACCGCUGCUAGCCCCUUACGACCCAAACACAACCACAAACGCCGUGGCAACCACCGGAGAAAGCAGCGCCACGACCACGCCCUCCAACACUCUCCCGUGGUCAUCACCAUAGACAGCGACAGCGACAACAAACACACGGUCCAAACGACCACGCUGGAAGAUGACCGCGCUCUGGAUUUAUCCGACCGUGCCACGGUCGAUUUCUCCGACCGUUCUCUGACCGCGCCUGGUCUUCCGCUAGGCGACCACAACAACCUGGACAUGGGGGUUGAUAUCAGCGAUUUAGCGGUCGAUAUUCUCGACCGUUUUCUGAGCGUUUCGGACCGUAACUCGGACAUUGACCACGAUGACGUCAUCGACCAUAAAACUAAUGUCGACGACGAUUGUGUGGUUGACGUUUCUGUCAACGUCAAGGACCGCAUUCUGAACACAAACACUAAUGCAAAUGCGGUCGACCGUCCCCAGAACGUGGGCGGCCAUGUUCUCCCCCAGGUCAAUCUUAGCUGUGACCCUGGGGUCGCGACCUCUGACUCUCGUCUCCUAGCGACCAUCCUACAGGACCUGGAACACAUCGCGCUCCCUAACCUGUCCUUUUUCCCCAACCUGAACCUGAACCCGAACCCAAACCCUAACCACAGCCGUAAUUCACCCACACCGGACCACAGUGAAAACGCCAAGCCGGCCAGAGAGACCACACCGACUCCUUGGUCCUCUGGGAGAGCGAACGCCAGGCCGGCCAGAGAGACCACGCCGACUCCUUGGUCCUCUGAGAGAGAGAACGCCAGGCCGGCCAGAGAGACCACACCGACUCCUUGGUCCUCUGAGAGAGAGAACGCCAGGCCGUCCAGAGAGACCACACCGACUCCUUGGUCCUCUGAGAGAGAGAACGCCAGGCCGGCCAGAGAGACCACGCCGACUCCUUGGUCCUCUGAGAGAGAGAACGCCAGGCCGGCCAGAGAGACCACACCGACUCCUUGGUCCUCUGAGAGAGAGAACGCCAGGCCGGCCAGAGAGACCACACCGACUCCUUGGUCCUCUGAGAGAGAGAACGCCAGGCCGGCCAGAGAGACCACACCGACUCCUUGGUCCUCUGAGAGAGAGAACGCCAGAGAGACCACGCCGACUCCUUGGUCCUCUGGGAGAGAGAACGCCAGGCCGGCCAGAGAGACCACGCCGACUCCUUGGUCCUCUGAGAGAGAGAACGCCAGGCCGGCCAGAGAGACCACACCGACUCCUUGGUCCUCUGAGAGAGAGAACGCCAGGCCGGCCAGAGAGACCACACCGACUCCUUGGUCCUCUGAGAGAGAGAACGCCAGAGAGACCACGCCGACUCCUUGGUCCUCUGAGAGAGAGAACGCCAGAGAGACCACACCGACUCCUUGGUCCUCUGAGAGAGAGAACGCCAGGCCGGCCAGAGAGACCACACCGACUCCUUGGUCCUCUGAGAGAGAGAACGCCAGGCCGGCCAGAGAGACCACGCCGACUCCUUGGUCCUCUGAGAGAGAGAACGCCAGGCCGGCCAGAGAGACCACGCCGACUCCUUGGUCCUCUGGGAGAGAGAACGCCAGGCCGGCCAGAGAGACCACGCCGACUCCUUGGUCCUCUGAGAGAGAGAACGCCAGGCCGGCCAGAGAGACCACGCCGACUCCUUGGUCCUCUGGGAGAGAGAACGCCAGGCCGGCCAGAGAGACCACGCCGACUCCUUGGUCCUCUGGGAGAGAGAACGCCAGGCCGGCCAGAGAGACCACGCCGACUCCUUGGUCCUCUGAGAGAGAGAACGCCAGGCCGGCCAGAGAGACCACACCGACUCCUUGGUCCUCUGAGGGAGAGACUAACUUCAACAGCCCUGUUUCACCUACAGCCAAUCACUCUCUGAGUUCUGAAUCAUUCACAGACUACCACUCUGCCAGUCCUAUAUCUCCUGUAGGUCACCCUGCUAGUCCUAUAUCUCCUGUAGGUCACCCUGCUAGUCCUAUAUCUCCUGUAAGUCACUCUGCCAGUCCUAUAUCUCCUGUAGGUCACCCUGCUAGUCCUAUAUCUCCUGUAGGUCACCCUGCUAGUCCUAUAUCUCCUGUAAGUCACUCUGCCAGUCCUAUAUCUCCUGUAGGUCACCCUGCUAGUCCUUUAUCUCCUGUAAGUCACUCUGCUAGUCCUAUAUCUCCUGUAGGUCACCCUGCUAGUCCUAUAUCUCCUGUAGGUCACUCUGCUAGUCCUGUAGGUCACCCUGCUAGUCCUAUAUCUCCUGUAGGUCACUCUGCUAGUCCUGUAGGUCACUCUGCUAGUCCUAUAUCUCCUGUUGGUCACCCUGCUAGUCCUAUAUCUCCUGUAGGUCACUAUGCUAGUCCUAUAGGUCACUCUGCCGGUCCUAUAUCUCCUCUCGGUCACUCUGCCGGUCCUAUAUCUCCCGUAGGUCACUAUGCUAGUCCUGUACAUCAGAACUCUAAUGCAGUAUCACCCGUUGUCCACCCUUCUAACAGUCCUUUAUCAUCACCCAUAGCUGUCUCUAUAUCGGUAGAAAACCCCCGCUUACCUUCUAGCACUGGAUCGUCUGUAUCGGCCAGACAUGAUCAGGAGGGGCCAAUACACUAACACAGUAUACAGCACUGACUGAUCACCUGGACACACACACUAUUACACACACACACACACACACACUCUGGCACAGUCACGCACACUUGAACUGCCACACACACCAUUUGAAUAUGCUGAGGUUGUUUAACCGUUAUUUGCCAGAUGGACUCUUGAAUGAAACUAUCUUUCUGCAGGAAAAAAAAAAUACAAAUAAAAUCACAUUUGACGAUUAUUUUAUUUUAUUUUGUUACGUUUGAUCAUUUUGAGGUGCAGCGUACUGUAUUUUCAGUACUGUAUUUUGACACUUGCUACAAAUAGGGCCCUGGUAAGGUAGUGGACUAAUACAUGUGGGCCCUGGUAAGGUAGUGGACUAUAUAGGACCCUGGUAAGGUAGUGGACUAUAUAGGACUCUGGUAAGGUAAAGGACUAUAUAGGACCCUGGUAAGGUAGUGGACUAUAUAGGACCCUGGUAAGGUAGUGGACUAUAUAGGACCCUGGUAAGGUAGUGGACUAUAUAGGACUCUGGUAAGGUAAAGGACUAUAUAGGACCCUGGUAAGGUAGUGGACUAUAUAGGGCCCUGGUAAGGCAGUGCCUUAGGUGGUACCGAGUGGGUUAACAUUUUGGGACAGACAUGGACAAACCUGUGUAGUUUAUAGUGUUGGCCCUUGGCCUACUUUACAGCCCAUUUAUACAUGGUUAUCUGGUGUGAAUAUGGUCAGGCACUGUCUAUGGGACGCAGUACUAGAUUGAUAUUGAUUGUUGGGGAAAAGAGCUGGGUAGAAAGGCAUUUCACUUUACUUGACAUUUAAAUGUAAAACUUGAGUCGGGCACACUAACUGAGUCACACAUGGGAAACCCCAUGUGGGCUACAACAUGUGGUAGGAAAUGUGCUAUCUGCUGUGAAUAUGGUCAUGGAUUGUCUCUGGGACUCUAUUGGACAUACUACCCGGGUCAUGUAUGAGACCCUGAAUACUGUUUUAAUGGAUUGUUAAAAACGGCAACUAAUGAAAUGUUUGAGAAGCUAAAAUAAAGUUGUCAACAUUUUCAUGUUUGUGUGGGUUUAACUGAGAAAACGUAUCCUGUAAUGCUUGUGAAAUUCCUCUGCAAAUAUGCUGAGUGAACUGGCAACUUUAUUCCGUGUGUUUGUCUGAAAAGCCUGUAUCUAGUGCGUGUUGUCACAUUUUGAAUGGUGAUUUUUCUUUUUUGGGGGGGUUUAGUAUUCAGGCGCUAAACCAUAGAUUGUACAGUAUAAACAUUGGGAUUGUAGCUACAUCAUGUCCGUACAAGACUACGGGAGCUGGACAUCUACAGAGUGAUUCGACUGACCCGGAUCAAACUUUUUCAAAAAGGCAGAAGAGACUUCUGAUCUCAGACUGACUCAGACAUGGAUGAAGAAGAGUCAGGACCUGACAGUGGUAACACCGUGACAGCAGCACGGCGGUGCCGUUUCCCUAUGAACCCGGCGGUGCCGUUUCCCUAUGAACCCGGCGGUGCCGUUUCCCUAUGAACCCGGCGGUGCCGUUUCCCUAUGAACCCGGCGGUGCCGUUUCCCUAUGAACCCGGCGGUGCCGUUUCCCUAUGAACCCGGCGGUGCCGUUUCCCUAUGAACCCGGCGGUGCCGUUUCCCUAUGAAUACUGUCCAGGAUGUGGAGGCGAUGGAGCAAAAGUUACUCUACGCAGUUUUCCUGAAUGGAGUGGUAGCUGCAAUGAAUGGGAUGUUUUUUUAAAUUAUUUCUAGUAUUUUGUUUAUUAGUCCACUGUUAAUACAAUGCCAACAAUUGUGCCUGUUAGCAAUCACAUGUUCAGCAUGGGGCGCUUUCAGUAAGGAGCAAACAGUGAUGAUGACACAAAUGAGAGAAAUUAUCAUAUCAUUAGCAUCAUCCCUCUCAUUGGCUCUGUACUGCAGUGUUUCCUGGUCCUGAGGAUCAAAGGGGCCCGCCCACUCAUGAUGCAACUUAGCAACUCAUCAUCAAUCCUUUGAAUUGAAUAAAGUGUGCGAGUGCUAGGGCAAAAACUACAAUGUGCAUCCCUUGUUACUUGAUUGAUGAAUAAAGGUCACUGAUUAGUAAGGAACUCUCCUCACCUGGUUGUCUAGGUCUCAGUAAGGAACUCCCCUCACCUGGUUGUCUAGGUCUCAGUAAGGAACUCCCCUCACCUGGUUGUCUAGGUCUCAGUAAGGAACUCUCCUCACCUGGUUGUCUAGAUCUCAGUAAGGAACUCCCCUCACCUGGUUGUCUAGGUCUCAGUAAGGAACUCUCCUCACCUGGUUGUCUAGGUCUCAGUAAGGAACUCUCCUCACCUGGUUGUCUAGAUCUCAGUAAGGAACUCUCCUCACCUGGUUGUCUAGGUCUUAGUAAGGAACUCCCCUCACCUGGUUGUCCAGGUCUCAGUAAGGAACUCCCCCUCACCUGGUUGUCUAGGGCUCAGUAAGGAACUCCCCUCACCUGGUUGUCUCAGUAAGGAACUCCCCUCACCUGGUUGUCUAGGUCUCAGUAAGGAACUCCCCUCACCUGGUUGUCUAGGUCUCAGUAAGGAACUCCCCUCACCUGGUUGUCUAGGUCUCAGUAAGGAACUCCCCUCACCUGGUUGUCCAGGUCUCAGUAAGGAACUCCCCUCACCUGGUUGUCUAGGUCUCAGUAAGGAACUCCCCUCACCUGGUUGUCCAGGUCUCAGUAAGGAACUCUCCUCACCUGGUUGUCCAGGUCUCAGUAAGGACCUCCCUCACCUGGUUGUCUAGGUCUCAGUAAGGAACUCCCCUCACCUGGUUGUCCAGGUCUCAGUAAGGAACUCCCCUCACCUGGUUGUCUAGGGCUCAGUAAGGAACUCUCCUCACCUGGUUGUCUAGGGCUCAGUAAGGAACUCCCCUCACCUGGUUGUCUAGGUCUCAGUAAGGACCUCCCUCACCUGGUUGUCUAGGUCUCAGUAAGGAACUCUCCUCACCUGGUUGUCUAGGUCUCAGUAAGGAACUCUCCUCACCUGGUUGUCUAGGUCUCAGUAAGGAACUCCCCUCACCUGGUUGUCCAGGUCUCAGUAAGGAACUCUCCUCACCUGGUUGAGGAUCAUUCUUCUAUGAGAAAUUGCAUCAUUUGCUGUUUUGUUGAAGGUGGUGGAAAACGCUGUCUCAGGCACCACUCCAGAAUCUCCCAUAAGUGUUCAAUUGGGUUGAGAUCUUGUGGCUGAGACGGCCAUGACAUAAUGGUUUCCAUCGUUUUCAUGCUCAUCAAACCAUUCAGUGACCAGUCGUGCCCUGUGGAGGGGGACAAUGUCAUCCAAUCGGGGCCAAGGUAGCAGGAACAAUGGCCUGCCCAUCAUUUAUACGUGAUCCUAAACAUGACGGGAUGUGUUUCCAUUAUUUUGGCAGUUACCUGUAUACACAUGUGCAUCUCUGCCUAUAUGAUACACAAUCAAUUUGACAUAGAAACAACAAUAGUUCACCUGGCCUCUAGAGACUGAUUGUGGGUCAGUUUUGUGUUCCCCACCCCGAGUGGGUUAGAAAACGGUCGAGUUAGACACAGAUCUAGAAUCAGAUUAAUUUAUCUCACCACCUCUAGGGACUUUACUAUGAAGCCGGGGUUAAGUUAUAUUGCCACUCAUAAGUUUCAAUGUAGUUUCUGUAGCAGGUUGGCGGAGAUUUUAGAGAAAAGGAGGAGAUUAGAAUCCCGGCGGGAAAUGAAUGGAGAAACCAACAUAUCGCUUCGCCACGCAGGCUCACGACCAAUCAUCAGCGCUAUAUUUGCCGUUUUUCAGCAUCCCAUCAGCUUUACGGUUGAAUGGCGGUUGAAACAGAGACCGUUUAAUCAACAAAAAACAGCAGUCAAAUGGUAUAAAUACCUUGUUAAUUUUAACAACGAUGAGUUUGAGUCGUAAUUUAAUUCAAUAUUUUUUUUUUUAAAGGAGAGUUGUUGAAGUCGGUCAUCUGCUAUUUCGCAAAAGCCAUCAGUUGUCCGAUCGAAAUUAGUUUGCUACCUGGAAAUGUAAAUAAACUGAUCUGAGGAACAUCACGUCAUCACAUAGUCAUUGGCGACUAACUAUCGGACUCUACCGAAUCUUCCAGAGAUGCUUGUUCUAGGUCCCGAGAAAUAAAGAGAUCUUCUGUUGAACCUGACAAUUAAUCUUGAUGGUUGUAAAGUCGUCUCAAAUAAAACUGUGAAGGACCUCGGCGUUACUCUGGACCCUGAUCUCUCUUUUGAGGAACGUAGCAAGACUGUUUCAAGGACAGCUUUUUUCCAUCUACGUAACAUUGCAAAAAUCAGAAACUUUCUGUCCAAAAAUUAUGCAGAAAAAUUAAUCCAUGCUUUUGUCACUUCUAGAUUAGACUACUGCAAAGCUCUACUUUCCGGCUACCCGGAUAAAGCGCUAAAUAAACUUCAGUUAGAGCUAAACAUGGCUGCUAGAACCCAAAAAAUGUGAUCAUAUUAAGGCAAGGGCUGAUUUCAAGGUUCUACUGCUAACCUACAAAGCAUUACAUGGGAUUGCUCCUAGAUAUCUUUCCGAGUUGGUCCUGCCGUACAUACCUACACGUACGCUACGGUCACAAGACGCAGGCCUCCUAAUUGUCCCUAGAAUUUCUAAGCAAACAGCUGGAGGCAAGGCUUUCUCCUAUAGAGCUCCAUUUUUAUGGAACGGUCUGCCUACCCAUGUGAGAGACGCAGACCCGGUCUCGACCUUUAAGGCUUUAUUGAAGACUCAUCUCUUCAGUAGGUUUACAUUUUACAUUUUAGUCAUUUAGCAGACGCUCUUAUCCAGAGCGACUUACAGUAGAGUGCAUACAUUUUUAUUACAUUUUACAUACUGAGACAAGGAUAUCCCUACCGGCCAAACCCUCCCUAACCCGGACGACGCUAUGCCAAUUGUGCGUCGCCCCACGGACCUCCCAGUUGCGGCCGGCUGCGACAGAGCCUGGGCGCGAACCCAGCCCAGCCUGGGCGCGAACCCAGAGACUCUGGUGGCGCAGCUAGCACUGCGAUGCAGUGCCCUAGACCACUGCGCCACCCGGCAGGUUCUAUGAUUGAGUGUAGUCUGGCCCAGGAGUGUGAAGGUGAACGGAAAGGCUCUGGAGCGACGAAACGCCCAUGCUGUCUCUGCCUGGCCGGUUCCCCUCUCUCCACUGGGAUUCUCUGCCUCUAACCGUAUUACAGGGGCUGAGUCACUGGCUUACUGGUGCUCUUCCAUGUCGUCCCUAGGAGGGGUGCAUCACUGACGUGGUCUUCCUGUCCGGGUUGGCGCCCCCUCGGGUUCGUGCCGUAGGGGAGAUCUUUGUGGGCUAUACUCGGCCUUGUCUCAGGAUGAGGACCUGAGCCCUAGGACCAUGCGUCAGGACUACCGGGCAUGAUGACUCCUUGCUGUCCCCAGUCCACCUGGCCUUGCUGCUGCUCCAGUUUCAACUGUUCUGCCUGCGGCUAUGGAACCCUGACCUGUUCACCGGACGUGCUACCUGUCCCAGACCUGCUGUUAUCAACUCUCUAGAGACAGCAGGAGCGGUAGAGAUACUCUCAAUGAUCGGCUAUGAAAAGCCAAAUGACAUUUACUCCUGAGGUGCUGACCUGUUGCCCCCUCUACAACUACUGUGAUUAUUGUUAUUUGACCGUGCUGGUCAUUUAUGAACAUUUGAACAUUUUGGCCAUGUUCUGUUAUAAUCUCCACCCGGCACAGCCAGAAAAGGACUGGCCACCCCUCAGAGCCUGGUUCCUCUAGGUUUCUUCCUAGGUUUUGGCCUUUCUAGGGAGUUUUUCCAAGCCACCUUGCUUCUACAGCUGCAUUGCUUGCUGUUUGGGGUUUUAGGCUGGGUUUCUGUACAGCACUUUGAGAUAUCAGCUGAUGUUAGAAGGGGUUUAUCAAUACAUUUGAUUGAUUCUGCAGUUUAAGCUCUGAAUGCAGGAGGGCAUGCUUUAGGUGUAGUGCAGUGAAUUUGUCUUUGUGAUUUUAUAAGUGUUCUUUUUUUCUUUUGGUCAUGUUUCCUUGUUGCCCAAAUGUGUGUGAUUUACUUUAAAUACAUUUCGAUUUUAUUUAUACUGUC